AUGACUCCCCCAAGCUCAUCCAAGGGGCCCCCUUCUUCCUCGUCCCACCCCUCCCAAGAAGCGGACCCCCCUUCCCCUACGAUCCAAAUCCCGGCCCUUCGGCAGUACCCUCUCAUAGUGGCCCACCACCGCGCCGCCGCGUGGCAGUCCGCACGGGCCCUCCUCCACUCCGUACGGGACACCCACCCGGUGGUCGCGGCCCUCCUGCACGGCCUCCUUCCUGAGGCCAACGGGUCCCAACGCCCCCCUGCGUGUGCGGUCUUCCCUACCGUACAACGGCUGGAAGGGCUGGUGGUGGCGCCCAGUGUGCGGGGGCUUUUUAGGGCGCUCCUGCAGGGCGUCCACGAGGGGCUUGGGGCGGCCGCGCCGACGAUCGCGACGACGGUGUUCCUCCCAGGGCUCCUCAGCUCGCCGCACGACGGGUGGCUAGACGUGCUGCAGGAUUCGCGCUGGCGACAGCAAGCCGCGACGCUGCGUGUGGUGGGGUAUGAUUUGAACCCCAUCACCAUGGCGGUCGACCUCGAACACCUCCGGUCGCGGUUGAAGGGAGUGGGCAACGACGACGAGAACGGGCCCGCAAAAAAAGUGCGGGGCGUCAAUGUGGUAGUGCUCGCCGCCUUCCGAGGCCGUUUCCCGGUGAAUGCGCGUCAAGUGCGUCGAUUGGUAAAGCAAAACACGUGGGAUCGGAAGCAGAGGUGGUCAUUUCGACCGAAUACUGCAUCGGUAUCUUCAGUCGAGACCCUAGUAGUGGAAAUCCAUCUCCCGACUAUGCGGGCACUCUCAGUUGGUGGGGAAGCCGGCUCGAGGAACCCUCCUGCAGACCUUAUUGUAACGUCUUUUGAUGGACCAGGGUUCCUUGGAGGCGCCGUCGCCUACGCCUCUGAGCCCCACCUCGCCGCAGCUAUCCAAAAAAACCUUCAGUCGAUGCCGACCGCAGGCAGGAUCCGAAAACUGGAGCGUUUGCUCCGACAUCUAGGUUUAUUGAUGAUGUCGAACCGGCUGGACUAUGGGUAUAUGACUCUGGUUAUUAGUUCCUUUUUUAUGGUUGGAGGGCUUGCUCGCCGGUUUGCGACCGCUGUAGUGCAUAAUUCAGGUAAUGAAAGUGACAAGAAGGCAAAGACCUUGGUAGAGACGCCACGGGCGCGUGCAGUUGACGUCCUUUAUGAUGUUAUUAUGUCCCGCAAAGAAAUGAGUCCGCGGUUUGCCACGCUUCCACCUUUAUUUUCCACUCCGUCGUGGCCUGCGAAAUAUCGUAUCCGAUGGCCUCCUGGCUUAUCGUUUGGGAGUACCGCGAAACCCUCGACGCGGAGUGGGGACGGGCGGCCAUCGUGCGACUCCGCUGAUUGGAUUUCAAACUUUCUAGCCGAGCAAUCGCAACGCCGCGACGCGGAGGCGUUAUCGUUGUGGUCGUUUCUGUACUUCCUGCCAUCCUACAUCACGGUGAUCUCGGCUGGCGAGCCUGACGACCCCGAGGCCUGCGUGGAGGCCGCGGCGUCGGAUAUCGUGCUGCGGGCGGUAUGCCCCGCCCAAGUGGUGCAACGGUUGCAGCGCGAAGGCUUUGCCGCCACGCAGGCGCGCGCCCUUUCGUAUCGGCAGCCCCCUCCCCCCCCUCUUCCCACGCUUAACGGGGCAGGCGGUGGGGUGGGAAAAGGUCAACCGUCCGACCACGACGCCGAUCUAGAGGCCUAUCAGCCCCAUCGUGUGCAAGAUGUGGUGUACUUCGCGGACUGCCCGAAGUGUGGCGAGGUGGCGGGGCAACUGGUUUUUGUUCCCCUAUCCCCUCACAUGGGGCCCUCCGCGCACGCGCAUCUGUUGAGUGUGCUGGCGGAUAUGCCGCAGCGGUGGUGGCGCGCAACGGCCCCACCUUCCUCACCACAGCGACGACCGUACGAUACGCCAGCGGUGCGAAAUCUCCUGAACGGCAUCAUCGAUCGCCAUCGCGCACGGAACCUUCAACGUCGAAAGGGUGGUGUUGGACGUCAUUCCUGGUUCCGUGUGAUGCGCUGGGGGCAAGAUCGAAAAGUCAGCAAUGCGGUGGAGAUCUCACCCGCUCCUGAUCCGUCGCCCUCGACGUCGCUCGAAAAGUUGGAGACGGCAGACAACGCACCACGGUUUUCUGAUAUACGUGUUGCUGAAGAUGCUCUUUACAAAGAGUAUCCACCCCUUUUCACGUACUUGCUCUACGGUACACAGAUUGUACGUAUGCUGAUUUCAAUGCUUUAG
Molecule: messenger RNA, 2223 nt
Organism: Phytomonas sp. EM1
Lineage: Eukaryota; Euglenozoa; Kinetoplastea; Trypanosomatida; Trypanosomatidae
Source: the annotation of a GenBank genome assembly